This is a messenger RNA of Triticum dicoccoides, 1619 nucleotides long. Its product is annotated as GDP-mannose transporter GONST1-like. NCBI's taxonomy places the organism in Eukaryota, Viridiplantae, Streptophyta, Magnoliopsida, Poales, Poaceae. The transcript is spliced from 9 exons. The coding region runs from base 86 to 1273 and encodes 395 amino acids. The record is from RefSeq and is a predicted model, not a curated record.
CGUCACCUCCUCCUUGGAAGAAGCAUCACCGCCCUGCAUUUCUUCCCCGGCCGCCGAGGUUUGCUUCCUUCCGGGCCCGGCCUCCAUGUCACUGGACCACAGCCCCACCGGCUCUCUCGUCGUGUACGGCGAUGACAUCGAGGAGGCCAUGUCCCCCAACCGGAGCGUCGCCGCCGUGGCCGUCAAGGACGGCGACGCCUCCGUGUACAAGAUCAUCCACGGCUUCCUCAAGCAGAAGAACAACUCCAUCAUCAACGUCGCCGCCAGCGUCGCCCGCAAGGCCGCCUCCAACAAGCUGUCGAGGAAGACUUCGGAUGUUUUCGACACCUUGAUUCAGCAGCAGCAGAGCAGGCUGGGGAACAAGACCGGGCCUCUGCUCUCUGGGAUAUCCUACUGCAUAGCCUCUUGCAGCAUGAUAUUGCUCAACAAGGUGGUUCUCUCCAGCUACAACUUCAGUGCUGGCAUCUCACUCAUGCUGUACCAGAAUCUUAUAUCCGUGGUCAUUCUUGUGGCACUCGAGUUCUUCGCUGUAAUUUCAACAGAAGAGCUAACAUGGAAGUUGAUCAAAGUCUGGAUUCCAGUUAAUCUCAUUUUUGUUGGAAUGCUAGUAACCGGAAUGUACAGUUUGAAGUACAUAAAUGUUGCCAUGGUGACGAUAUUGAAGAACAUAACAAACAUUUUAACGGCUGUAGGGGAGUUAUAUGUUUUCAGGAAGUGUCAGAACAAACAGGUUUGGGCUGCCUUAUGCAUGAUGAUUAUAUCAGCUGUCAGCGGCGGUAUGACAGAUCUUUCUUUCCAUUUAAUCGGUUACGCGUGGCAGAUUUUGAAUUGCUUUCUGACAGCAGCCUAUUCGCUUACACUGAGACGCCUGAUGGACACAGCCAAACAAUCAACUAAAUCGGGUUCUCUCAAUGAAGUUUCUAUGGUGUUACUUAACAAUGCGCUCUCCAUCCCUUUCGCGGUCAUUUUGAUUAUUGUCUUCAACGAGUGGGAAUACGUGUACCAAACCGAAGUUAUCAGAGAGCCCAUGUUCUGGUUUUUUGCGACCGCCAGUGGAUUGUUAGGACUAGCGAUCAGCUUCUCAUCCGUGUGGUUUUUACAGGAGACUGGCCCAACAACUUACAGUCUUGUUGGCUCACUAAACAAGAUACCCAUUUCGGUUGCUGGUGUCUUGCUAUUCAAUGUUCCUGUUAGUGUGGAAAAUUUGUUCAGCAUAGUUUUUGGUCUUUUUGCUGGGAUAUUCUUCGCAAAGGCAAAGAUGUCCAAGUCCUAAUGUUCACUCUCCUGGCGCGACUGUAACACGAAAAUAUUCGCACGGCAAGGCCUCCUAUCAACUGUACAGAUAUACGAUCAGAGUCCGUUUGAACUUGUCGAGUCGAUUGGGAUUUCGUGAAACAUUCUGUUUAUUCUUUCCCGGAUUUGUUUCAUAACUGCAUGCAGAAGGCAGUUUGCAGGACUUGUCACAGCUUCUAUCCAAUUGUUGAUCUCUGCUCAAGAAGUUGAGCAGAACAACCAUACAAAAUAAAGGGAAAAGAUUUGGCCAUUUCAACACCGGGAAUUUGCUGUUGCUGUGCCCCAAGAGCUUCCUCUGUUCCUCUGAUAUUUUUCAGUUUCUUAAU